CGCCGCCGCCCAAGGAGGAUCCGGGCCGGGCCGGGCCGGGCCGGGAUGGUCCCAGUCCGGAGGCGACCUCUGCCACUGCCGGAGGGAGGGGGUCGCCGAGCACCGCACUGAGCCGCCCACGCCCCCGCCCCGCCCCGGCCCCGGGGGAUGCGUCGCCCCAAGCAGCUGCCUCCGCUGCCGCAGCCGCAGCCGCAGCGGGCACAGAGCAGGUAGAUGGCCCCCCCAGAGCAGGCCCUGCGGACACCCCUCCCUCAGGCUGGCGGAUGCAGUGCCUAGCAGCAGCAGCUCUUAAGGACGAAACCAACAUGAGUGGGGGAGGGGAGCAGGCCGACAUCCUGCCGGCCAACUACGUGGUUAAGGAUCGCUGGAAGGUGCUGAAGAAGAUCGGGGGUGGGGGCUUUGGUGAGAUCUACGAGGCCAUGGACCUGCUGACCAGAGAGAACGUGGCCCUCAAGGUGGAAUCUGCCCAACAACCGAAGCAAGUACUCAAGAUGGAGGUGGCUGUGCUCAAAAAGCUGCAAGGGAAAGACCAUGUGUGCAGGUUCAUUGGCUGUGGCCGCAACGAGAAGUUCAACUACGUAGUGAUGCAGCUACAGGGCCGGAACCUGGCGGACCUUCGGCGCAGCCAGCCCAGGGGUACCUUCACGCUGAGCACCACGCUGAGGCUGGGCAAGCAGAUCCUCGAGUCCAUCGAGGCCAUCCACUCUGUGGGCUUCCUGCACCGGGACAUCAAGCCGUCAAACUUUGCUAUGGGUCGACUGCCCUCCACCUACAGAAAGUGCUACAUGCUGGACUUUGGGCUGGCCCGGCAGUACACCAACACCACAGGGGAUGUUCGGCCUCCUCGGAACGUGGCUGGGUUUCGAGGGACUGUCCGCUAUGCGUCGGUCAAUGCCCACAAGAACCGGGAGAUGGGUCGCCAUGAUGAUCUGUGGUCCCUCUUCUACAUGCUGGUAGAGUUUGCAGUGGGCCAGCUACCCUGGAGGAAGAUCAAGGACAAGGAGCAGGUAGGGAUGAUCAAGGAGAAGUAUGAGCACCGGAUGCUACUGAAGCACAUGCCUUCCGAGUUCCACCUCUUCCUGGAUCACAUCGCCAACCUGGACUACUUCACCAAGCCCGAUUACCAGUUGAUCAUGUCCGUGUUUGAGAACAGCAUGAAGGAGCGGGGCAUUGCUGAGAACGAGGCCUUUGACUGGGAAAAGGCGGGCACUGAUGCCCUCCUGUCCACGAGCACCUCUACCCCCCCACAGCAGAACACACGACAGACAGCGGCCAUGUUUGGGGUGGUCAACGUGACGCCGGUGCCAGGGGACAUGCUCCGGGAGAACACAGAGGACGUGCUGCAGGGAGAGCACCUUAGUGACCAGGAGAACGCACCCCCAAUCCUGCCUGGGAGGCCCCUCGAGGGGCUUAGCCCAGGCCCUCAUCUUGUCCCUCACCCUGGGGGUCCUGAGGCUGAAGUCUGGGAGGAAACAGAUGUCAACCGGAAUAAACUCCGGAUCAACAUCGGCAAAACUCCCUGUGUGGUGGAAGAGGAGCAAGGCCGAGGUAUGGGGGUUCCCAGCUCCCCAGUGAGGGCCCCUCCAGACUCACCAACAACUCCUGUCCGUUCCCUGCGCUACCGGAGGGUCAACAGCCCUGAGUCCGAGAGGCUGUCCACGGCAGAUGGGCGGGUGGAGCUGCAUGACAGGAGGUCACGCGUGGAUCUGCCUGGCUCUCCCUCGCGCCAAGCCUGCUCUUCACAGCCAGCCCAGAUGCUGUCGGUGGACACAGGCCACGCUGACCGGCAGGCCAGCGGCCGCAUGGACGUGUCAGCCUCUGUGGAGCAGGAGGCCCUGAGCAACGCCUUCCGCUCUGUGCCGCUGGCUGAGGAGGAAGACUUUGACAGCAAGGAGUGGGUCAUCAUUGACAAAGAGACAGAGCUCAAGGACUUCCCCCCAGGGGCUGAGCCCAGCACAUCAGGCACCACAGACGAGGAGCCAGAGGAGCUGAGGCCACUGCCCGAGGAGGGUGAGGAGCAGCGGCGGCUGGGGACAGAGCCCACUGUCCGGCCCCGGGGCCGUGGCAUGCACACUUUGGCCGAGGAGGACCUGCGGCAGAUGCCAAUCCAGCCCCCAGCACCCCAGCUGAGCCAGGCUGAAGGCCGGUCGGAGACAUCACAGCCCCCCACUCUAGGCAGCCCUUCCCAUUCGCCCCUGCACUCGGGCCCUCGACCUCGACGGAGAGAGUCAGAUCCCACAGGCCCGCAGAGACAGGUAUUCUCCGUGGUGCCUCCAUUUGAGGUGAAUGGGUUCCCACGAGCUGUGCCUCUGAGCCUGCCCUACCAGGACUUCAAGAAAGACCUCUCUGAUUACCGCGAGCGGGCUCGGUUGCUCAACAGGGUCCGGAGGGUGGGCUUCUCGCACAUGCUGCUCACCACCCCCCAGGCCCCACUGGCUCCAGUUCAGUCUCAAGCUAAUGGAAAGGAGGAAGAAGAGGAAGAGGAAGAAGAGGAAGAAGAGGAGGAGGAAGAAGAGGAAGAUGAGGAAGAGGAAGAAGAGGAAGAGGAGGAGGAGGAAGAGGAGGUGGUGGCUCUUGGGGAGGUGUUGGGGCCAAGGAGUGGCUCUAGCAGUGAGGGGAGUGAGAGGAGCACUGACAGGAGCCAAGAGGGUGCCCCGUCCACACUGCUGGCCGACGAUCAGAAAGAGUCCCGGGGCCGGGCAUCCAUGGCUGAAGGGGACCUGGAGCCUGAGGAGGGUUCCAAAACGCUGGUGCUUGUCUCCCCUGGUGACAUGAAGAAGUCGCCAGCCACUGCUGACCUAGCCCCUGACCCCGACCUGGGCACCCUGGCUGCCCUGACGCCUCAGCAAGAGCGGCCUCAGCCAACUGGCAGCCAGCUGGAUGUGUCUGAGCCGGGCACCCUGUCUUCAGUCCUCAAGUCUGAGGCCAAACCCCUUGGGUCAGGAGCAGGGCCAGGGGCGGGGUCAGUGGCCACAGGAGCUGGGGGAGUGGCAGUCACCUCCUCACCUUUCACCAAAGUCGAGAGGACCUUUGUGCACAUUGCCGAGAAAACCCACCUCAAUGUCAUGUCUUCUGGGGGACAAGUCUCUCAGCCUGAGGAUCUAGACUCAGGGGGUGAGCUGGGGCUGGAGGUGCCCUCUUAUGGAGGGGCGAUGGAGGAGGGUGCCCCUUUGCCCCUAGAGAAUGGCAUUGCCCAACCAGAGAGGCAUGGGGCUAAGGUGGAGAGCUGUGCCCUGUCCAGGGCCCCUGCAGAUGCCCCCUUGGAGGUGGCUGUAGACUCACUGCCCAAUGGCCAAGCCCUUGCCGAAGAGCCAGCGCCAGCAUCCCCUCUGGAGCUUGGCUCUGAAAAACUGGCCCCCACUGUCUCCAUCAGCCACCCUGCCCUGCCAGGCCCCCAGCCCAGGAGCCGUAUCCCUAUCCUGCUCUCUGAGGAGGACACCGGCUCAGAGCCCUCGGGCUCCCUGUCAGCCAAGGAGAGAUGGAGCAAGAGGGCUCGGCCACAGCAGGACCUGGCUCGGCUGGUGAUGGAGAAGAGGCAGGGCCGCCUGCUGCUGCGGCUGGCCUCUGGGGCCUCGUCCUCCUCCAGUGAGGAGCAGCGCCGGGCCUCCGAGACACUGUCGGGCACGGGCUCUGAGGAGGACACGCCUGCCUCUGAACCCUCUGUGCCCAGGAAGGGGGAGCGGGCAAUGGCUACUCGGAGCCGGAUCCCCCGCCCCAUCAAUAUCCGCAUGUCCACACCCAUGCCAGCCUCGGCCCAGCAGACCCCCAGCAGACCCCACACUGAGGCCGGGACAUCUGACACAGCCAUCACCAGCAGGCUCCAACUGCAGAAGCCCCCGGGGCCCGCCGUGGCUGCAGACCUUCGCCCCAAACAGCCCACCGGCCGCGGCCCAGGUCCGGGGCGCUCUCAAGGCGGCCCCAAGCCCUCAGCCCCCCGCAGCCCCGGCCUCCCCGCUGCCACCGCCGCCGCCACCGCCAGCGCCUCCCGGCGGAGCCAGUCGCUGUCCCGCAAGGAGAGCCCCUCCCCGUCGCACCAGGCCCGGCCGGGCGGACCCCCACCCCGCGGCGCUCCGCAGACCCGGGUCCAGGCUGAGGCCACCCCCUCCCCGGGCGGCGCCAAGAAAGGACCCAGAGGGAAACUCCAGACUCAGCGCGCAGCAACCAAAGGCCGGGCGGGGGGCGCGGAGGGCCGGGCCGGGGCCAGAUAAUGAAGCGCACGGCUCUCCGCGGCCCCCCACCCUCCCCACGGCCCCCCACCCGCCGCCGGCCACUCUGGAGCAGCUCCCAGCACAGCCUUAGGCGCCUGACGCGCGCCCCCCGCAGCCCCAGCUUCGCGCCGAGGACGCGCCCCCGCCCGGCCCACCGCGGGGCGGCGCCCUGCUCCCCGCUCCCGCCUCUCCCGCCCCCAGCGCCCUCCCGGCGGGCUGCCACGCCCGGUUCCCCGGUCCCUGGCCCCCGGCUCCCGGCCCCCAGCCCGAGGGAGGCUGAGCCACUGUGCAGCUAGGACUCCCUGCGGCGCGGCGAUGCCCGCUCAUCCUGCAGGCCUCUGCUGCUCUCCGGGUCCCCCAGGGAGCUCCGCUUCCGCCUGCCCCCACCCUCUGCCAGCCAAAGCCCCUCCUUUUCCGAAAGGCCUCCGCAGAUGCCACAAGCUGCAGCCUCACCCUGGGCUCCUACCAGACCUCUGCUGGGGCCUGUGGUGGCCAGAGAAGCGGUUUCUCUGCUGCCCGGCUUGAGCAGAGGAGGGAGCCCCCUCCCCAAGGGUCAUUGGUCUACUCAGGUGUGAGGGGACAGGCCUGGCCUCCACAGUCAGCUGCUGCCUGGACUCCCUGUGGGAGGCAGUAGGCAGGUGAUUCCUGGGGAAGGAGGGCUCCCCUGUACCUCUAGGGUGCAAAGAUCUGGUUAUCCCCCUGAAAUUUAAGUGAGACCUCAGUGGGAACAGAGUGAGUGGGACUGUCUUUCUGGGAGAGUGCUUCCCAGUGGGAAAUUGGAAGGGGCCUUUAAAAAAGGUUUGACAACUCCCACCCCCUCUUUACCCCUGUUCUAAUGCUCAGGACCCCUGGCUGUCAGGAUUUCCUUCUUGCCAUCUAAUCUCAGUCCUGCCAACUGCGGAUUUCAACCACCUUCCCGUCUCCUGAGUCAGAGGUGGCAAAUGGCUGGCUGUUAUCUCUGUGUUGGGACCUUGGAGUUUCAGCUCUGGUCAGAUCACCGCCCAGUCCUCCCGGCUGUAGGGAGUGGACUGAGUCAUAUCAACCUGUGAGGCAGACAGAGCAAACACAAGCAAACAGACAACCAGCUGACCCUUGAACCCACGGCCGGAACGUCCAGAUGGUACCAUGCAAGAUGGCUUUAGCAGGAGUUCUCCCUCCUCAGGCUUACCCUUCCAUCCACCCCUCUGACCCUGACCCCAACCCAUGCAGCUGAGCUAUCCUUGCCAGGGAGAGGGCGUGCUGCUCCAGGAGUGAGUGUGGAGUCUCCUCCAGGCCCUGGAGCCUGCAGAGCUCAUCCUCCCUGGUCCUGAGCUUUGGCUGCUCACAUACACACAGGCCAGGUGGUACACUGGCCCUGGGAGAGAGAGCUGUCCUGCUCUGCUGGGCUCUGCCCCAGCAGGUCACCAUCAUCCUUGGCACCUGUGGGCUCUGUUCACUGGCCUGGCCCCUCGUUUCUUCCCUGAGUCACAGAGAGCACGAUAAAGUAUCUAAGGGGAGAGAAGGAAAGACCCCAGUAGGCCCCAGAGACUAGUAGCACCCAGCCACUGUUGCCCAGAAGGAUACCCACCAGGAAGCUGGUGCCAGGAGCAGCCCUGUGCCAGCCAGAGCCUCUCAUGGAGAGUCAGUAGGCUUGGGCAGCUGCCUCCAUGCCAAGUUGGGGACUUCUCUGUAGCCUGGGGGAGGACUCCAUGGUGGAUGGCCUAUAAGUUCCACCCCACAUUGAUGCAGAAGCUCCCAGAACACUCAGGAAACCCAUCAAGAGAGAGCCCUCCUUGUCAACCGAGGCCCUCCUAAGGCCCACUACUGCCCUCUGGGGCCAGCAAAGGGGGCGGAGGAGGGGCUGCUCCCACCCACCAGGAGCUUCUCUGAAUGACAAUCAGCUUGUGCCAGGUGGGGACCAGGGCAUGACCCCUGGUGUCCAAGUCCUGGGCUUGCUCCUUGCCACCAACCGGAACCGUGAAUGUAGGGCCCCAGUCUCACGCUGCCCAGGACUAACAACACCUUAGUUCAGUGUUGGGAAGAUAAGAGCCCCAGGCCCACCCCAUACCCCAACUUCACCCAGCACUGGAGCUGGGCAGAGACUCCAAACCCAGUCUGUCCUUGGGACUCCAGGCCUCCCUAGAGCUCUUAAAUGACCUCAGGCCUCUGCGUCAUUGAAUGUCAUCCAGGUAAGGGUAUGGGGGAGAGCUAGGGAAUUGACUGUGUUCCUCCCUUCAGGAAGAAUCCAGAGCAGAGGAGACUCCUGGUUGCCCCCACCCCCAGGCAGCAGCCUCCUUCCUCUAGAGCACCCACCCCCAUCCAGCAGACUCUCCUGGCCCUGAGCUCCUCCACUAUCACUGCACCCUCCAGCACUUCCCCAUCAAGAUAGCCAGUGUCAGUGGUUCCCCAGACACACUGCACAAGAAAUGAGUUUGAGAGCGACCAUGGCCCAGGUCGCCAUGGCCCACACCUUGACCCUCCUCCUCUUCCUUCUCCUCUUGUUCCUCUUCCUCACAAGGGCCUGGCUUGUUGUAUCUUCUAAUUUCUGGGGACCAGCCCCGGUGGGCGUGGGGCAAGGGACAGAGAGUCAGCGACCCCCUGCCCCAAGCCACUGAAGAAUGUUUACAUGCCACACAGAAUGUAACACCCUCCCCAGCUCUCCCCAGACACUGCAUGGCCUCUGCCCACUCUGCACCUCUCCACCCCCACCCCAACACCCGGGCAGCCGCUGUCAUGACUAGCUGGGGUCUCAGAAGGGAAGUAGCCAUCACACCAUUAAAAAAGCCUGUGGAUCUUU
Molecule: messenger RNA, 6984 nt
Organism: Erinaceus europaeus (western European hedgehog)
Lineage: Eukaryota; Metazoa; Chordata; Mammalia; Eulipotyphla; Erinaceidae
Gene: TTBK1
Product: tau tubulin kinase 1
Exons: 15
Coding region: 264-4208 (1314 amino acids)
Biological process (GO): peptidyl-tyrosine phosphorylation; signal transduction; peptidyl-serine phosphorylation
Cellular component (GO): nucleus; cytoplasm
Molecular function (GO): protein serine/threonine kinase activity; ATP binding
Source: RefSeq, a predicted model, not a curated record